AUGGCAAUCGAAAAACUCUACUAUGCUGCUGAUCCAGGUAGCCUGCAAGAAUUGACCCGUGCAGAUGUGGUUAAACAGCUCCAGAUUCGCGUAAAAGCAACUCAAGAAAGGCUGGAAGAGGUUGAAGCGGCCCUCAACCGCUGCCGUGAAUACAGUGCACAGGAUAUCGAGACUAUCAGCAGGCAGCGUGUCAGAAUUCUUGAUCUAGAAGACUUGGUCCGGAAACAGAAGACCACAAUCAGCAACCAGAGCAAAGCCAUUGCAGACCCCAAGAGGGUUCGCAUGUUGCAGUCAACUAUUCCUAUGCCAAUAUUUCCUCUCACUCCCACUCAACAGCGCCCUAUCAGGCCUGAAUUUCACGACUACUUUGUUACACAUUUACCAUCUUCCUCUCUUCAUCCAGAUCCCCGAGCGCCAGUAAACUCCUUCUACAAACUUCCUCGCUCCGCCUCCGUUCCUCAUACCGGAGAGUCAUCUCACCCCCCAGCCUCCUUCCAGCCGCUGGUCGACCGGGAGACGACUGUCGUCCGCAUCCCUCUUCGCAGCGCGAAACACCACUUCGGCGCAUCUACUUCCCGUGGGACUCGUCCGGAGAAUGAAGAUACAUAUCAAGCUGGUGUGAUCGACAUUCCUGCAUUUGCGAAGCGCCCCCCUGCGUCCCUAACGAUCAAACGAUCGGGUGCCAAUGGAAUCCCUGCAACUCGGGAGAGUCAAGGGGCGGAGACUGCUAGUGGCGAUCCACAGGUAUUCUAUUUCGCAGUAUUCGACGGCCACGGGGGAAACGAAUGUAGCACGUUUCUACAGCACACGCUUCAUGAGUACAUACAGGAUUCAGCAGCGACAUUCGAGCUCCAGUCCAGUCUGAAGAAAAACCGGGAUGGCCAUUAUUCUAAGGACACAGAGCCGUCCACUGGAGAUUUGCCUAUUCUGCAGGACGCCAACUCGCAACGAAUCGGGGAACUAGAAAAACACCUCGUCCGAGAUUGGCGAACCCUAGUCGGAGGGUACUUCAAGAGAUUUGUACCUCCUCACUUCUCACAUAUUGGGAAAGGUGCCCGUGGUGAGCCAAAGGCACUGUCCGACCUACCCGAAGGUGUUACCAUUGAAGAGGUCCUCGAAUACGCCUUUCUCCGUACCGAUCUGGAGUUUGUGUCGGCACAAGCGGCGAAACAAGGCGAUGAAUUGGAGAAUGUGGGUCACCCUUUAUACCAGGACAAUAUCCUCUACGGCCGUGAUCGUACGCCAUCUCUACAUAUCGGGGGAGCGAAACGGUUCAAGGGAGGUAGCACCGCUAGCGUCGCGCUCAUAUCUACCCCAACGCCUACCCCUUUCUGGCAUCCGUCUAGCCCGUCUAGUCUGUUGGUAUCCCAUGUCGGCGACACCCGGAUACUGUUGUGCUCUACAGAGACAGGCGAUGCCAUUCCACUGACUUCCAACCACCAUCCGUCGUCACCGAUUGAGGCGAGUCGCUUACGACGAUAUGCCACUACAUUUGUGACUGACUCGUUUGGAGAAGAGCGCAUGAGCGGAUUGGCCAACACGCGAGCCUUUGGUGAUGUUCAAUCGAAACGGAUUGGCGUAUCAGCCGAGCCAGAGCUCCGAAGAAUUGAGAUGGCACCUGCGGAGUACUCAUUCUUGGUCCUCAUGUCUGAUGGCAUCAGUGGAACGCUCAGUGACCAAGAAGUCGUUGACAUCGUCAAGGAGGCUAGGACUCCCGAGCAGGGGUCUCGGGAUGUGGUCAACUUUGCGAAUGAAGUGACUAAGGAGGGAGACAACGCUACCUGCCUCGUCGUCCGACUAGGUGGUUGGGAACGACGACUUGAAGGCGGUUUGGGAAGCCUGGGAACGAAGGAAUCUCGAGAAUGGCGCCGACAAGAAGCGACUGAUCCGCGUCGGUCGCGGCGAUGA
This is a messenger RNA of Aspergillus oryzae RIB40, 1908 nucleotides long. RefSeq names its product type 2C protein phosphatase PTC6 (gene ptcA). The transcript is spliced from 2 exons. Gene Ontology annotation, molecular function: protein serine/threonine phosphatase activity; cation binding. Lineage: Eukaryota; Fungi; Ascomycota; Eurotiomycetes; Eurotiales; Aspergillaceae. Gene Ontology annotation, biological process: protein dephosphorylation. The record is from RefSeq and is a predicted model, not a curated record. The coding region runs from base 1 to 1908 and encodes 635 amino acids.